Molecule: messenger RNA, 864 nt
Organism: Seriola aureovittata
Lineage: Eukaryota; Metazoa; Chordata; Actinopteri; Carangiformes; Carangidae
Gene: myl13
Product: myosin, light chain 13
Cellular component (GO): myosin II complex
Molecular function (GO): calcium ion binding
Source: RefSeq, a predicted model, not a curated record
AUGGGCCACCUCCAGCUGCAGUGUCUGGAUCCCCCUGCACUAUCAGUCCUCCCCUUCUGUCUCCUGAGACUUCUUGCAAUGGCCCCCAAGAAGAAGGAAGAGCCUAAACCAGCACCAGCUCCAAAACCCCCAGAGCCUGAGCGCCCCAAGACCCCGGCGUUUGACGCCGCAACAAUCACGCUGGAAUUCACCCCGGAGCAGAUUGAGGAUUUCAAAGAUGCUUUCCAGCUGUUUGACAGGACUCCGACCAAUGAGAUGAAAAUCACUUAUGCCCAGUGUGGUGACCUGAUCAGGGCUCUGGGCCAGAAUCCCACCAAUGCAGAGAUCAUGUAUGUCCUUGGAAAACCCAAAGCUGAAGACAUGCAGAGCAAGAUGCUUGACUUUGACCAGUUCCUCCCAAUGCACCAACACAUCUGCAAGGCCAAGGAUCGUGGAACAUUUGAGGACUUUGUUGAGGGUCUGAGGGUGUUCGACAAGGAGGGGAAUGGCACAGUCAUGGGAGCUGAGCUCAGGCACGUUCUGGCAACACUCGGUGAGAAGAUGAGGGAGGACGAGGUGGAGCAGCUCAUGCAAAACCAAGAGGAUGCUAAUGGAUGCAUAAAUUAUGAAGCUUUUGUAAAACACAUUAUGGCAUCUUAAAAAAGAAAACCAACACCCUGAAUUCUUGACUGCAGAAGAUCUCUAUCGUUCUGUAAAUCCCAUCUUGUAUAUUUCUCAUUUCCAUGCUUCUCAAAGGGAUCUGUAACUCAUCAAUAUUUCACCUUGUUUUUCUAAGACCACUUGUGUUGAUGCUGUGCACACAUUGCACAUUGCCCCUGUUCAUAUUGUAGAUCAUGGUAAAUAAAUAAAUACAUUUUGAUGGUG